AUGGCAAAGGGCACUCCAAACAAGAGUUUGGAGGCCACUUGUCUCUGCCGUCUGUCACGUAUGCACAUGCAGCGACGUCCAUCAGCCUCAGCAUCCUUACUACUCUCCCCGGCGGGUACGGGAGCGCAGAGAAAGCUCUUCAUCAUGAGGUCCUUCGUCCUACUGCUCUUCACACUGUUGUUGGUGUCCCAUGGAUCCUCAGCCGUCAUCACAGGGGCCUGUGAGAAAGACUCUCAGUGUGGAGGAGGGAUGUGUUGUGCUGUGAGUUUAUGGAUCAGGAGCCUGCGUAUAUGCACACCCAUGGGACAGGAGGGAGAUGACUGUCACCCCAUGAGCCACAAGGUUCCUUUCUUUGGCAAAAGACUCCAUCACACUUGCCCCUGUCUGCCCAACCUGUCGUGUAUCACCUUUGAGGAGGGCAGGUCAAAGUGUCUCUCACCGUACAAGUAUCCAGACUACUACCUCUGAGGACCAACACAGCAGUUACACUACUGUUCAGAACCUGCACUGGAACUAUUUUGUUUUUUUCAUUUUUUUAUUUUUUCAUUUUUUGGUUCAAGUCAAGUUACACAAUGUAUUUAAAGGAGAAUACAGUUGCUGAUUGAUGAAUGUAUAAGUUUUCAAGCCAAUUAAAAAAAUG
Platichthys flesus (European flounder) is the source of this 640-nucleotide messenger RNA. RefSeq names its product prokineticin 2 (gene prok2). Lineage: Eukaryota; Metazoa; Chordata; Actinopteri; Pleuronectiformes; Pleuronectidae. The transcript is spliced from 4 exons. Bases 1 to 468 code for a protein of 155 amino acids. The record is from RefSeq and is a predicted model, not a curated record.